Vitrella brassicaformis is the source of this 1514-nucleotide messenger RNA. The record is from the annotation of a GenBank genome assembly. Lineage: Eukaryota; Vitrellaceae.
GGCCGCUGUUGAGAAGCGGUCUGGCGGUCAGGUUGCGUGGCGAGGCAUGAAGACACCAUCGAGAACCGUCAUGAACCGACACCACACCACCCACACCACAGGACAACGUAACACCUUCACAUCACACACACGUGCACAUACGUCUCUGUUGAUGGUCUUCACGCAUGAGAGUGGCUUGGUGCGGCAUCAUGUAGAUCUCUCCCACGCCGAGGCGCAAUGCCCUUUCUCGCCAUUGCGCCUCUCCGUGGGGGAGUUGUGCGUGAUAGCCGACCAAGACACGUCGUGCUGCAUACAAAUGAGUGAAUAAUUGAUGGGGACAGACAGUGGUGCUGCAUGGGUGGGUGGGUGGAUGGAUGGCUGGAUGGAUGGAGGCAGACAGACAUGGGGGGUGAGGGAGAGUUUCUUCAAAUCAGACAGCGGCGGAUGGCUGGCUGGCUGACUGCACGAAUGUGCGCCGCGUUCAUGGCAUUGAUCGACUGAUUCAUGGCAUCAAACGAGCCUGUUGUCUGCAUGAAACGCGCACCGACACUCGUGGCUGAUCAAAACCCAGUGCAACCACAUACAUGCCCACACGCUGAUGGACGUCAUCACAGAGAGGUGGAGGAAGAUCUAUCAAUUGCACAAAGGCAGAGCCUAGGCAGCUGAGAUCUCCACUCUGAGCUCGCAAUCAGAUCUUGGCACCGCUGCUGAUCUUGGCACUCGUGGGUGUGAGGAUGUCAGCUGGAGGCGUUCCUGAGAAGAGUCCAAAGCCCCGCCCGCCCGACCGGGGGAGUUUCCCUUUGGAUCACUUCGGCGAGUGUGCGGAGUCGCAGCAGGAGUACAUGCAGUGCCUCAAGCGCAACUCGUACGACAACAUGUCCUGCAGACACCUCUCACAGGCAUACCUCAAAUGCAGAAUGGACAAGUGAGAGAGCAAAACAGACAGACAGAUGCACACCACACCCCAUUCAUCUCAUUCUGUGUGUGUUUCUAUCAUGUAUUGUAUGUGUGCAGGGGUUUGAUGCGGACGGAGACGAUGGACCGAUUGGGUUUCCUGCCCACCGAGACGUCCGAGCGGCCGCCCCGUCGGGCGGACAAGAAGCGGCGCAAGGAGCAGGACGGGUACGUCCCGGAGCUCACACAGUCGCGGCCCGUCCUUGACCGGCUGUCCUUCGGGCCUAUCAUCGGCAAAUGGCUCUCACGGCAAUUCGUGAAGACAGGCGAGCGGGAACAGAGAGAGCCGGGGUAAGGACGCCGUGGCCGGCACCUGAAGGGGACUCGGCGUUGAAUUGAGCAAGGAGCGGUGUUAGUUACCUUGUGUUGGGGUGUGUGCUGCCAGAAGGUGUAGAUCGAUGUGUAGAGUGUUGUGUGUGGAGACUGACUGCAUGGAUGGAUGGAUGGGGCAUUGGUCUUUUUGCGUGCGGUGUCAUGUCGGUUGAUGUGAGUGGGGGAGGCCCUGACGCUAUAUAUGCCAUUUGUAAGUCAUCCAUUGCAGCAUAAUACCAGCAUUGGUCUCUCACGCACUGACUGCAAUU